GAGGCAAGGGUCUGGAAGUGCCAUGGCUGGAGAUCGUUGUUUGCAGUUUGUGCUUUACUGUGCUUUACUUGACUUUUUUCAUGGCAAUGCUGCUCUCGAACAUGUUCCUGUGCUGAUGUGGUCGACCUUCAGCUCCUUAAGGAAUAUGAAAAGCGCAACAUACGAAGGUCAAAUCAUUAAAACCCAUGAGCUGCAAACAUUCUUGAAACCAAUUUUUAAGCAAGAUUCUCAGAAUCUCCUUCUCUUUUUACAGAAUGAGCUUAGUGUCGAAGACUUCAUGCGUUAUGGUCCUGAUUAUGGAAGUGAAGAAAUAUUUUACAAUAUUCAGCAAUUGCUUGAAUCCUCCAACUCAUCCCUGAUUCUGCCAGCCGUUGACCAGAGAGCUAUUAAACAUCUGCAGGAACAUCAAAAUUGGACCAAAGUUAAAAUUGACCAACUUGACAAGUCAGAACUGGAAAUAAAUACUUCAAAACCAAACUUAAUCAUCAUAAAUUUAGCAGCAGCUGACAGCUCAACUGAUUCAAAAUUGGCACAGACACUAAUGGAUAAUGUUCAAUUUCUAGAUAAAGUGAUUGGGAUGGUAACCAAUACUUUGAGGAAAAAAGGAUUACCAUUUACUGGCAUUUAUACAGCUUUGAGAUCCAAUGUGGUUAUCAGAAAGGCUAGCAAUGAAGUUGUUCAAACUGGACGGCGAUUAAUGACCAUGGAUUCAACUAGCUCUGUGCUGUACCCACCCCUGAAUGUAACAAAUGGUACAAAUACAUGCAUUCUAUUCCAUGCAACCGGACUGCAAUUAACAGCCAAUGGAUCAUUGAUUGACUUGACCAAUAAAACUUUCAUAUCCAAUUCAGUGGACUCCACAAACUCUAUGUGUUCAACCACUAAUACCACAUUAUCGCUCAAGUAUUCACUUCAAAAAAUUCCACUCAUCCAUGUUAAUACUCUGGAGAUCAGGUUUUUAAUGAGGAACAAGUUCUACACUGGAUCAGCUCGAAACUGGUUCAAACUGGAUUUUGUUGAAAUUGUGCAGGAUGAGCUCCAUGUCGCAGCGUUUAAUGUGUCUGGUAUCUCAGCACCACAGGAGUAUUCCUUUCACUGUCAACUUGUAGGAACCAGCUGGCUUGACGGUGUGACAUUCAUCCCUGCUAACAAGGCAGCUGAAGCUUGGACUAUCACCAUUUCUGAAUUUCAGAUUCAGGGUUUCAAUGUGAAGAAUAACCUAUUUUCUUAUGCUGUUGACUGUACCUCAUUCUUCACUCAUGCAAUCUGGAUGGCCAUGGUGACAUCUCUGGUCCUUUUGUGCAUCCUUAUCUAUGGCAUCCAUAUGAUCAUGCAGCUGACAACUAAUGAUCGCUUCGAUGAUCCAAAAGGACAAGCUCUAACAAUCCCCCAGACUGAUUAGGUUCAUCCAUUGAGCUGAAUUUGAUUUAUCUCCUUUAAUUAUCAUUUUCAUUACCUGAAUCAAAUAUACAUGACCUAUUUUCCAGAUUUUACCCUUCACAGUAUGAUGAAGUUGAUUAUAAUAUCCGUGUACUGGACCUUUAAAACUCAGACUGACCAAAUAUGUGUGGUACACUAUGUUUCUCGAAAGCCUGAGGAACACUGGCUUGGGGAGACACCAUACAAAUCGCUUAAGCACUACAGUUUUCAAGCUAUGAAAGAGCAGAAGUAAGAACAGCCAUAAAAAUGCUCACAGGGUAUAGAACCUUUUGAAUGACAGUUUGGAUACAUGAAAGUAGGGAGACGAUGGAGGAUAAAAAUAAAGAACAUAUAUAAAUGAAAUGUAUUUGUUUGAAAUUAAUUUAGGUCUGCCAUGUAAGUAAUAGUCUGAAGUCACAUCUUGCUCCAUUAGUAAACAAGAGAAUGAGAUAACAAAUUGAAAACCUAAAUAAGGCAAAUAAACUGAGCACUCCAACCUGUAGCAAUUUAUAGAAACCACUGAUUUUUUUUGACAGAAGUUAAAUGAACUUACAUUUAAACUAAUUAUGAUAAUGAUAUGAGAGUGGUCCAAAGUCAAUGUGAAACUCCUAUUUAAGUAAAACAUUUCAAAUUAAGAAUACAAAUGGUGAGUAGAUUGACUUAUUUAGUAAAUUAAAUUAGUUAUCCACAUGACACAUUAUAAUUGAUGUAAUUGUGUUAACAGAUGCAUUGUCUUUCUGAACUUUAGCUCUGGUGAAGAGUCAUCCAGACUUGAAACAUUAGCUUGCUCUCUCUCCACGGAUGCUGUCUGAUCUGCAGCAUUUAUUGUUUGCAGCACUGUCUUUCUGGUAAUUGCCUCCCCCCCCCGCGAGAUUUAUGUUCAUAUCCGCAACAGCUAAAAUUAAAAUGUCAAUUUACAAUGAUAUAAAGUUACUUGGAUGUUUGCAGGUAAAAUCUGUUAGCAACAGAUGAAAUUUAACUGCCCAACAUAACUUAAUGUAUAAUUACUGUAGGCAGGUGAUAUAGAAAAUUGUCAAUAGCAUGAAAAUCAGUGAGACUGAUAGUGAGCAGUGAACAUUUACUGCUGCAGUAGGAUAUGUUCUUCCAUAUUUAGUGAUGAAUGAUUAGUUGAAGUAAUUGAAACUUUACAUUGUGUUACUGAGCCAAAGUAAAGUGAUUUUUUUUUCUCCAAUUCUCUUACCACUUUGGCAAGCAUUCUUUAAAUUACAUUAAACCCUGUUUAAAACGUCUUUAUUGCUUCAAAUAUUCUUAUUAACUUAGUGAGUAUUCCUUACAUAACAUAGCUUGGCCAAAUCAUCUUACUUUAGAGACAAAAAAUCUGCAAAUACUCAAAUCUAAGAUAGACAGGCAAGAGGCUGGAAGAACACAGUUGAAACUUU
This is a messenger RNA of Chiloscyllium plagiosum (whitespotted bambooshark), 2819 nucleotides long. Lineage: Eukaryota; Metazoa; Chordata; Chondrichthyes; Orectolobiformes; Hemiscylliidae. The record is from RefSeq and is a predicted model, not a curated record.